Molecule: messenger RNA, 1125 nt
Organism: Megalops cyprinoides (Indo-Pacific tarpon)
Lineage: Eukaryota; Metazoa; Chordata; Actinopteri; Elopiformes; Megalopidae
Exons: 2
Coding region: 269-781 (170 amino acids)
Source: RefSeq, a predicted model, not a curated record
GCCAUAAGAUUUUCUGCUCUGGUUUAGAAGAAAGAGAAUUAAACAUUUUUAGCCAUUGGCCACUGGUCCAUUGGUAUUUUUCUCUAUACAUAAAGAUACUACUACUAAUAAUAAUAACAACAAAUCUGUCGAACCCACUGCGUUUAAACUUUAUUUUGCCUUGGAGGCGAAUAGCCUACUCAUGGAAUUGUGACCCAUGCCGACCGCACCUUGCAGAUAACGGCAGUUCCACAGCAAGCGCUGUCCAGCACCGGAUUCUUGGAGGACAAUGCCUUCCUUGCAUCAUGGGGCUGUAUUUAUUGGGGUAUUUCUUAUUGCCACUGGUGGGGCAACUGCUUUCCUAACGUCCAGCCACGGCAGGCUACAGGCAUUUAGUUUGUGCUGUGUUGUGCUUGGUGCUGUGCUGUUGAUCCUGGGACUUUUCUGGGCUAUGAAUGGGAAAAGCAACUCUGGCUCUUACAGCAACGAUUACAGCCAUGUCCUCUUUGCCCCUCCGCCCGGUAAUCAUUUUCCCGAGUCCCAGUCGGUUCUGUUCCAAAGGACACUGGAGAGCCAAAGGCAUGGAGUUUAUGGAGAGGAAUUCGACUAUCCCCCCGCAGACCCCAGCUUUUUCAACUCUCCAGGGCGGCCGCCUCACUGGGACCUGGAACCCCCACCUCCCUAUGAAGUGGCCAUCAAAACCACCAGAAGCUCCACACACCUGCGCCGCAGCUAUUCUGACACACUGCUGCCCACAGAGCCUCUUUUCUGCCGCUCUCGAGAGAUCAGUUUUGAAGUGUAACAGUCUUCCCCAUCCGCAUUCUGUGUGACACCUGCCCUCCAUUCCUUUCUCUCCCACAAGAUCAGCCUCACUUUUCUGCACUCCUUUUUCUCCUGAGAUCAGACUCAAAGCUGGGCAAUCCUACUGCUGUUCCUCUCCUCCUUCUCAUCACCUCAACAAAUGUCGUAAAGACCCUUGGAACACCUUCACUCCCUAAUCCCAAAGCCUCUCAUUAUCUUGGAGCACAAAAUGACUGGCAGACAAUGUAAAAAGCUUUGGAGGUACGAGUUAUGGUUUUGAAACAUCUGUUUGCUGUCUGAAGUUUGACUUCUGGUAUGCUUUUAUUUUAGAAAUUGCAAGGAGCU